Messenger RNA from Vicugna pacos (alpaca), 910 nucleotides. The record is from RefSeq and is a predicted model, not a curated record. Lineage: Eukaryota; Metazoa; Chordata; Mammalia; Artiodactyla; Camelidae.
ACAAGCCAGGAUGGAUGAUCACAGUCAAGCAUGGUAUCUGAGGACUGCAAAGCUGGCUCUGGCCUUGGCAAUUAUCCGCUCAAAACCAGCAGACAAAAGCAGCAGAGAAUACACAGAGCAUCUUGCGAGGAUGGUGUCUGGGCAGGAAUCGAAGUGGAGAUCAAAAGUUGAAGCCUUGGAAGCUGAAGUUCUGCAGUUACGUCAAAAACUUCUUCUGAGCAGGAUCUGUUCAGGAUCAUUUGAGAGUGGAGACCCGUCUUCCGUGUUGCAGGCUCAGGAACCUAGAAGUUCUGAGAACACAUCAGCUCCGCUGGAAGAUUCUGGGUGUGAUUUAUCCUGUGAGCAGAGAAGCGACCUUUCAGAGAUGCCCUGGCAUUCUGUGGAGAGCUGCACCCCCACCCCCUUCCCACCGCUGCCCAUUGGGAAAAGCCAUCCUGCUGCUCCGGAAAACCCCCUGUCUUCUCACAUGCGAUUCUUGCAGCAUCUGCUUGCCCUGAAGAACUUGACGGACUCGGGGAGUCUGAAAACCGGCUUCAGCCACCUUGAAAACGACUCUUCCACAGUGUCCGAUUCUGUUUUUCAGUUGUUGGAUGGCCUGAUCACUUUUUACCGAGAACCCAAACUUCCUUUUUCAAGGUUUUGGACAGAAGCUGUUGAUACUUUAGCUAGACUGAUCAGUGAUGGUAACUUAUCUAAUCAUAUUCUUAAAAAGUGUUCCAAGAAGUUGGAAGAAUUUGAGAAGACCCUGCUGCAGGUUAUUUUAAGGACCAGCCAUAUAAAUCGGCCUUGUGGCUCCGAGUCUCCAGUUGGAUCCCCUUUUGUAGCCAUCUGCAGCUCCGACCUGUCCCCGUGGCCCCAGAUCUGGCCUCUGAUUGCCACACCACAGCUCUGUUCUCUAGUGGAUGCCUGA